AGGUGGAAGAGAUAUGAAGCGCAUUUGACCAAGGCAGUAUCAAUUCCAUUGGCGAGCACUGCAUGGCUGCAAGAUGCUGCAAGCUACAUCCGCGCUCCCUAGGGAUGGCUGGAGCCCAGGAAGAACUCAGCACUGUGCGCUGGCUGAAAAACCGGCUCUCAGUUUAAGGUGUGCACCGCACAGGGCUCAGUUGCAGAUCUUGUUGCCGGGAGUUUCCAUGAUGCCCCGAGCAAGAUUCACCAAGAGCACCGUCCAGAUCCUCUGCCUUGGGCUGAAACGGCUGAACCACAUGUUUAAAGUCAGUACAGCUUCAGCUCCUGUUUUGGCUCCUGCUACAUCCGGGCCUAGGAAAGGGCUGGAAUCUUUCGAUAUCCUCUCUGAGAGAGAUGUGACACCAGGUUUGAUUGCUUGCAAUUUCUUCCCAUUUUGAUAAUGAGCAAGCGAGGAUGACAAGAAUGAAUAAUGCACAUCCAGAAAUCUAAGAGUCGAUUCAUGGGUCGCUGGUAGCAUCCACAGUCGAUGUUUGGAAGAGAUGAAGAAAACAUCCAUGAUUUGAAACUAGGGCGUUGACUUUGGAUGGCCAGUGAUGCAUUGAGAGGAACUUUUUUCAGCGUCCGAAGGGAGUCGUUGGUGAAGCUUUCAUGUGGGAGAAACCCUCAGAAUCAGCAGUCUGCCAUGUCAUGUGUGGGUCAAAAGGUGCACCCACCGCGUUAAAGCAAGGGAAAAGCCUUCACCACUGAAUGAUUUUGCAGGGUCCCUAAGUCGGAAAAAUCCCAAGCUCUUAUCGAUCAUAGUCAGACACCUCUCAAGAAUAAUUUUCAUGUUUUUCCGACUUCCCGGAGAUCGCCCGGUCCUAGCAUUCCGGAGAAAAAAACAGCUAGCAUUGAUAAAUGUUAAUAGCACGAGUUCGCAAUCUCCCAAUACCGGGUUGGUCGUUGUGGCUCCAGGGAAACUAACCAUGACCAAAACUGGCAUUAAUGUGUGCGAGAAAAUGUCUGGGUGAGCAGGUGCCCAGUUCACAUGCCUUGCUGGGAAAAAGAUAAAACAUGAUAAAACCCGUUUUUCCCCUCUUGAAUUUGCGCAAGUGAAACUUUCCAUGCUUGCAAUUCUGAUUGUGGAGAAUUCCUAGUGUAAGUCCUGUAGAUGCAUUUUACAGUACCCGAUCAUGCCUUCGCCCCUAAGAACACGAUUAACUGAAUACGCGUGCACUUCGCGGGCAGUUUAAAGUGAAUCCCACGAUAUCCCACGUCUUCGGAAGAGUUUCAGCGCAUUGGCUUUCACUGAAAGGAAGUCACAAGAUAACAGAGCCUGGAACUGUCAAUUUCAUACAUACUGCAAUAGGUGCCUUCAACAUGUAGAAUGAAGGGAGCCAGACGCAGGAACUUCAGAAGACACGAAAGGAGACGUGUCGCACUGCUGCGCGGGUAUUUAGUGAGUUCGCUCCUGAUCUAUUUGCAUCAAGGUGACACUCAUGCCGAAGCUCAUCUGGCUGUCAAAGAAAAUCGUUUUCUUGGCCACUUGUGGCUACACUUGAAAGAUGCCUUCACCAAGCCUGCGCCGAGCCUACGUGAGAUGGGCUUUACUGGAAAGGAUGCCUUGGCGGCACUUUUCCCUGUCAGGGUUGCCGCAAGAAUAUCAUAGGUUGAAUUCAGCCAUUACAAAAAAAUGAAUAAUGAACGGAAUUUAGAUGAAGUUAAUCUACGUAUGCCCUGCGAAAGUGAACAUGGCGAAAGUUUGGACAAGACCCCGCGAAAGUGGCCAUAUGGAUUGCUGCAGCGAAAGCGAUCGCAAAGGUUGUUUAAUUCUGUUCUUCCAUGUCAUAGAUAUAGAAGACAUGCUCUUGCUUAGCGCCUCUGCGUGGUUCGUCCCAUAGUUUUUGAUGGGUGGACAGGGACGCAGUAUUGUGACAACACAUUGCUGACCAGAGAUUCAAAGUAUCUGGAACCAUGAUGGAGGAUACGAUCGAAUCUGGGAAAGCCUCGCGAGAGUAUCGAGUUUCCGAGUCAAGGUAGUUAUCCAAAGCCAUGCCCAUCCGCCGCCAUGUUGGCCCGCAGCUUGGGAGAACCACUGCCACGUGUGUACUGAAUCCAACACAUCAAUUUUGAGAUCAAACCCCAGAAUGUUCUUGGAUUGAACCAGGAUCAACCGCGCCAACAAUUUUGAUCCAUUAAGUCCAUGUAUGUUUGCGACAAGCUAAUGGUGCGAAAGUGCCGCGAAAAUGAAUUCUUGAGCUCACUUGUAAUGCUUGAGCCAAAGCAAAAGCCAUCACAGACUAAGUGGCCAGGUGGAGAGGUGCUUCAGUGGCACAUCAAAUCACACGCUCCCAACAACACAAGUGCCCGAAGUGCGCACAGAGAUACGGGACAGCAACCGGAAUCUGGCCUCCAGGUGCAGAAAGAUCAGACAGCAAGAGGCAAGACUUUCGAAAAUUGUGAGACUUAUCGGGACUGAGCCAAAGAACUUCUGACCGUUUCAGACCUUCGGCCGCACCUGCCAUCUACCAAUGCUCAAGGUGUGGCCACGCCCUGGCUGAAGCAGUGGAGAUGCCGACUUCGCAAGGCUCAUGGCAAAAGACAAAAAAGUGGUUUCGCGGUUACAUAAGAAUUUGCGAUUUCUUGUCAGAGGUAUUGUGCGUGACUUGUUCCAACGCCCCAAACUAAAGUAUUUCAAAAAGCGUUGAUGUGAUGAGCAGAGUGCACGCUUGAUAGGGACAGAUAAAUGUGUGCAAGGGCUGAGCAAAUUUGUCUAUGGCGCCUUCUCAAAGCAGCGCUAGCCAGUGACUGUAUGUGUUUGGUGUCUGGUGUAGCUAGCUAUUUUUUCUGCAGAAAGCGGUCUUUUAGUGCCCCAAAGGUUGAAUUCAAAAUGCUGGCAACUCGUUUUCAAAAGGUUUUGACUGGAGCUCAUUGCUAAUCUUCUAGCGUGGUCAGAGUUGUGUUUUUUGAGCACCGCUGGCUUGCCCGUUUCUCCUGGUUUCUCUAAGAGAUUCUACCAGAAAUCACCAGCCCUUAGAGAAAGCGUCAGCUUCAAAAGAAGAAUUGUUGAUGUGAUGAGCAAAGCCCAAGCACAAGUGUCACAGGUUGGUGGACACAUUUGCAGCAGAUUCGGCUUUGACCCUUCCAGACAGUGCUAGCCUCGCUGCCAGGAUUUGAACAGAGGAGAGAAAGCAAGACGAAAUGAGCCAUACAUCGUUUCUCAAAUGAGCCGGUGAUCUCCUUCAAACACAAAAUAAUACAAAAUGCAGAAGCAACUCGCAAAAACAAUCGAACCAUUUUCGUGAAGGAACCCAAGACAUGCCAGAGCAUGAAGACAUGCCAGAGCAUGAACCGGGUUCGUGCUGGCAGGAUAUUUUUCCUGACCCUGUGCCCGAAAAUAUUACCUUGGCCACUGGAUAUUUUUUGUGUACCAUGUACGGAAAUUUAUUCCGAAAAAAGCUUGGCCCCAAGAAAUUUAUCCGGGAUAAAUUUGGGUACAACCCCCCGUAGGCACCACACACGGGGAUCUUUGGUGCAACAUGUGCAAGCUCAUGUCCGAUGUAGCCCUCCGAAGCCGCGGCAGCAGUGCACAGGCCCCACAUGGCACCAUGCCACUGACAGACCCUCAGCUCAUGCUGCUGUAGAUGCUAGCUAGCUCAGUCGGGUACGGUAUAGUUGGUCUUUUGGCAUCUUCUGGCUGUAACGGGACAUGCCAUCUUAAUCCAUUUUACAUUUUUUACAAACCUUUAAGAUGGCGACAAAUUUUCUCACCUGUUGAAAAAACGAAGAGGCGGUUGCUGUUGCGCCGGUCUCAAUGCAUUUUGGCAAGUGAUUUCUCUGUUUGGGGUUACAAGAAGACUGUGGAAGACAUUUGACACACGGAGGUAGGCGUGAAUUUCAACACCGGUCAAGAAAAACCCAUUUAAUGGUGCAACAUUGCACUGUGUAUGAAGUGCGGGCAGACCACCGCACUCCUCGAAGCCUGUCGUUGUUUGGACUGAUUUGUUAACACCCGCCUUGUACUUCCACGUUUGUUUGACGAAAAAAAGACCUUCAACGUGCCCUGCUUAGUGAGGCCUGACCCUUGCAAACGCCGAAUUCGAGUCCUGAAAGCCCCAGACCUGGUGCAAACAUUCUCGUAUGUCAAGAAAUAUUGUCUGAAAUGCAUGUGCAUUUCGUGCAUUUCAUGUCUCGAGCUUGUCACGUCCGCAAAUGGAGAUGAGGUUGCUCAGCCUCCGUCAAGCCUGCAGUACUUGAGUCUUACCUUUGAACAUGUGCCUAUCAAAAACAUUUGGCUGGACACGCUCAGUCUUCGAAAUCUUCGAAGCCCGCAUAAACUUUUGGCACUGCAAUACAAAAUGAUAGAACCAAAUCACGAGAACUGAAAAUGAGGAAGCUCAGAGUCAGAUGCCACAUGUUUGCAGCCAAGACUUCCUGGGACCCGGAGAUUGCCAUCAAAUCAAGAAUCCCCCGACUCUGACUCGACAUGACUUCAGCUUGGAAUGAUCCGAUUCACUUGAGAAUUGAAGACCAUCUGCAAAACGAUGAGCAGAAAGCAGAAAAGAUGCCAGAGGGCGAUUGCCAGAGGGCGGUUGCAUGUUGUCAGAGGCUUGUCCGGGCCAACUUGUUGCUAACUGCUCGUCAGCAAGGGCAACGGCGGCCAAAGUUCCUUGAAGACAGUUUGCAGGACCCAGGGCACAGAGCACCACACGAGCUCUACAUGGCUCUGAGCUUUGAUCCGCACGGGACUGGUUGGUUGUUACGCGGAUCGACGGGGAUACAUCAACUUUGCAUUGGCAAUCAAUCUUUGCUGCGUCAACGUAUGGUCCGAAUAUGUUCGGAGGAUGAUUCAGCCCUUUGCAUUCACAAACAAUGUCAUCACUUCAUUGGGAACGCCUGAUUUGCGUGCGCUUUACCUGUUCUACUACCUGCGUGUUUUAUUCUACGGGUUGCCGUCGCAGUACCAAAGCUCGUUGGCAUGCAGAAAGUGAUGCCUCUUUGGCUACUUCUGACUCAGUCAGACGAGUCUAGUCUCCAAGUUAGUCUCAAGGCGGUCAAAGCCAGUCUCAAACGACUCAAAUAUGUUUCUUUUCGUUUUCAAGUCAUGGCCCAGGUGCUUAUCCCGGCCAUGUAGACGCAGGGAUAGGCGGGAUUGUCGAGGUCCUCCAGAACGUUCCAGACCAUUUGGCCAGGGCGUGACUGGGAAGUUGCCGCUGCUGGCUGCAAAGCACGCUGCAAAUUUUUAUUUCCCAGCUGGACCGUCGCAUCCGACAUAUCUUUGGGAUAUUUCUCAGCAGUUGGCUACUUAUGCAGGAGGAAAAU
Molecule: messenger RNA, 5294 nt
Organism: Cladocopium goreaui
Lineage: Eukaryota; Dinophyceae; Suessiales; Symbiodiniaceae
Source: the annotation of a GenBank genome assembly